CUCCAGCCAGAGCAGUGUAAGACAACCAACCACCAUCCACAUGGCUACCACCUUCUCCAGCGGCAGCUUCAUCUCCAGCAGGUCAUCAACGGGCUCCUCUCGUCUCUCUGCCUCAAGUGGAGGAGGUGGCCGCAUCAGCACCAUGAGGUCUGGCAGCGUGUACGAGGGUGCAGGAGGUUCAGGAGUCCGGAUCUCCAGUGCUUCUCGUUCCUUGGCCAAUGGAUGGUCAGGCAGUGGCUCUGGUACUGCAGGAGGCUUUGGUGGAGGAUUUGGUGCCUCUGCAGGAGACUUCGGUGGGGGGAGAUUUGGUUCUGUUGCAAGAGGUGGAUUUGGUGUAUCUGGAGGUGCAGAUGACAGCAUCGUUGGCAAUGAGAAGUUCGCCAUGCAGAAUCUUAACGAUCGUUUGGCUGCCUACCUGGAAAAGGUGGGCACCCUUGAAAAGGCCAAUGCUGACUUGGAGUUGAAGAUCUGCCAAUUCCUUGAGAGCAGGAUUGGCCCCACUGGCACUGACCACAAUUUUUCUUCCUUCCUGGCUACUAUCAGUGACCUCCAGGCUAAAAUCUUAUAUGCCAUGCAAGUAAAGAAUACAGUCCACCUCAGCAUUGACAAUGUCAGCUUGGCUGCAGACAACUUCAGAAUGAAAUAUGAGAACGAGCUGGCAAUGCGUCAAUCUGUGGAGACUGAUAUCGCAGGGCUCAUGAGUUUGCAUAGCGAGCUCAACAUGAGCCAUAAAGACAUCAAACUGCAGAUUGAAGGACUCACUGAGGAGCUGGCUUACAUGAGGAAGAAUCAUGAGGAGAAACUCUUGGCUGUACGUGAUCAGAUGAGUGGACAGGUCGAUGUGGAGGUUGAUGCUGCACCACAGGACGACCUUACCAAAAUUCUAGCUGAAAUUCGUGAGCACUAGGAGACUGUUGUAGCCAAGAGCCAGAGAGAUCUUGAAGGCUGGUUCCAGCAGAAGUCUGAGACCGUUAAACAAGAGGUCGUAGCAAGCACAGAGACUUUGCAGACAUCCAAAACUGAGGUCAACACAGUGAAGAGCACAGCACAGUCCCUAGAUAUUGAGCUUCAGUCUCUCCAUGCCAUGAAAUCAUCCAUGGAAAGCACCCUUGCCGAGACUCAAAAUCGCUACUCCAUGCAGCUGUCUGGCUACCAGAUGCAGGUAAGUGGAAUGGAAGGACAACUGGUGCAGCUCCGUGCUGAUCUGGAACGAAACCAGGAGUACCAGAAACUUCUGGAUGUCAAGACCAAACUGGAAUUGGAGAUUGCAGAGUAUAGAAGACUGCUUGAUGCUGAAGCCAGCGGUUUGACCAUUUUGUCUCCUACCAGCUUCUCAAUUUCAGCCGGCUCCAGCUCUAUGUCUAUCAGCAAAAAAGCAGUGAUCACCGUCGUGGAGGAGGUGAUCGAUGGAAAGGUGAUUUCUUCCUCUUCAACAUCCCUUGUUAAGUGA
Messenger RNA from Xyrauchen texanus (razorback sucker), 1450 nucleotides. It is a transcript of the gene krt1-19e, whose product is annotated as keratin type 1 c19e. The record is from RefSeq and is a predicted model, not a curated record. Lineage: Eukaryota; Metazoa; Chordata; Actinopteri; Cypriniformes; Catostomidae. Gene Ontology annotation, molecular function: structural molecule activity.